UUUGAGGAAGUUUAAGGAGAUAGCAUCUGCAUACUUGGUUGCCAUUUGGGUGAAGUGAAAGAAGGAGAAGUGGUCUCGAAAAUGUUAUGUGGCGUGUUUCGCUUGGAGAUAAUGAAUUCAAAGUGAUGCCUGCUGUAACAGGUGUGCACAGUGCUGUAGAGGGUGCUUACAGUUCAGCUUAGGGCUGGUAGGAAGUAACAUGUGAGUCUUCCUGAAGUCAGUCGGUCUGGGGGUCAUUGUCCUAAACAGAGAAGAUAGGAAGGAAAUAGGAGCUGAGCAUUUAGAGGUAUUCUUUGUGGUUUAAUAUUAUACCCAUGGGUCAUCCUCAAAAGAUGUGCCCGGAUUUCCCGGGGACUUUCGGAAACCCAGCUACCUUCCGACCCCGCGGAACGCUCCAAGAGGAAGCGUCGCUAGGCCACCAGAGGGCGCCAGGCGGGCCGCAGCGACCCCAGAGUCGCGUUAUGGCCGCGGCGCGGGUACAGCUGCUCCUGUCCGGGCGUCCGGAGUCGGUGAGCUUCGCACGGAGUGUGUGUGGCCUCCUGGGAGCCGGGCCAGGGCUCGGGCCGUGGCCCAUUCACUGCAGCUUGAAGCGAGGACGGCUUGUCCUCUCCAGCAGGCCCUUCCCAGGCGCCUCCGCUAGGCUUCCGCUCCAGCGACCCCCUUUCUGCCCUUUUGCGGCCCUGGACGAGCGGCCCAGGGUUCCUGGGGCUGAGCUGCCCACAGAUCGAGGUGUGGACCUGGGUGUGGCCGUCAUUCUGCAGUCCAGCGACAAGACUGUCUUGCUGACCAGAAGGGCACGCACCCUCAGCGUUUCCCCCAACCUCUGGGUACCCCCGGGUGGGCACGUGGAACUUCAGGAGGAGCUGCUGGACGGAGGGCUUCGAGAACUUUGGGAAGAGUGUGGACUACACCUGCCCCAGGGCCAGUUCUCUUGGGUCCCUCUGGGUUUAUGGGAGUCUGCCUACCCUCCUAAGCUGAGCUGGGGUUUACCCAAGUACCAUCACAUUGUUCUGUAUCUACUCGUGAUCUCCCAGGAAUCACAGCAGCAGCUGCAGGCCCGGAUCCAACCAAACCCAAGUGAGGUGAGCGCCCUUAUGUGGCUGACACCAGAUGUAGCUGCUGCAGUGGCUGCCACAGAGGAUGGGACAGAGACACCCAGACUUCUCCCCCAGGACCUACCACCCUCUGUCCUUGCACUGGAACUAGAAGAGGAUGGAAGAGCCCGACCUCUGGUCCUGCCUAUGUCCACCCUGCUGCGGAUGAUCCCAACCAUGGCAGAGGGCAAAGAGAGAGUCAGCACUGGAACCAAGUUUGCCCUCAGGCUCUGGCUGCAACAUCUGGGCAGAACACCCCCACCGUGUAAAAGUGCAGCUCACCUGGACCCAGGGCCAGCAAAGGAAGAAUGGAACAUGGACCCUCUUCCCCCAAACCAGGGGUCUGGAAAGUGA
This is a messenger RNA of Mandrillus leucophaeus (drill), 1448 nucleotides long. RefSeq names its product nudix (nucleoside diphosphate linked moiety X)-type motif 17 (gene NUDT17). Gene Ontology annotation, molecular function: NADH pyrophosphatase activity. Bases 315 to 1448 code for a protein of 377 amino acids. The transcript has 8 exons. Gene Ontology annotation, biological process: NADP+ catabolic process; NAD+ catabolic process. The record is from RefSeq and is a predicted model, not a curated record. Gene Ontology annotation, cellular component: cytosol. Lineage: Eukaryota; Metazoa; Chordata; Mammalia; Primates; Cercopithecidae.